GCGGGGCGGCCGCAGUCCCCGCCCCCGGGGCUCUCCCGCCGCUUCCUGCGGGCACGGUCGGGCCGGGGCGGCGGCGGCGGCGGCGGGCGACCAACCUUGUGCCCCACCAGUGCUGGGGGAUGCCGGCAUGCCGGUGCCCGCCUGCCUGCAGCACCCUACCCUGAGCCCGGUGCUGGAGCCCGGCCGCGCCAUGGAGGAGCCGGCCGGCAGCGGGGCCGAGCCGUGGGCCGAGGGGCUGCACAACAGCAACAACAACGCUUCCCCGGGGGGGUGGCCGGGCGCCCGCAGCGGGCAUCCCCUGGCACCUUUCGGCAGCGCCGGGGCUGAGCCCAGCUACCUGGGGCGGGUGGUGCUGGAGAUCGUGGAGUCGGAGCGCACCUACGUCCGUGACCUGCGCAGCAUCGUGGAGGGUUACCUGGGCAAGAUCAUCGACUCGGAGGAGCCGGUGCUGCGGCCGGAGCAGGUCAGCGCGCUUUUCGGCAACAUCGAGGAUAUCUACGAGCUCAGCAGCACCCUGCUGCAAAACCUGGAGAGCUGCGGCAGUGACCCUGUGGCCGUGGCCGUCUGCUUCGUCACCCGGAGCCAGGAGUUCGCCAUCUACACCCAGUACUGCAACAACUACCCCAGCUCGGUGGCGGCGCUGGCCGAGUGCAUGAGGAGCAAGCCGCAGGCUCGGUUCCUCCGCGAGUGCCAGGAGCGGCUGCGGCACGCUCUGCCCCUCGGUGCCUACCUGCUCAAGCCCGUCCAGAGGAUCCUCAAGUACCACUUGCUGCUCCAGGAGAUUGCCAAACACUUCGAGCACAAGUCAGGGGACGACUAUGAGGUGGUCCUGGAGGCCAUCGACACCAUGACCUGCGUCGCCUGGUACAUCAACGACAUGAAGCGCAAGCACGAGCACGCCAUCCGCCAGCAGGAGAUCCAGUCGCUGCUGCUGGGCUGGAAGGGGCCGGACCUGACCAGCUACGGGGAGCUGGUGCUGGAGGGCACCUUCCGGGUGCAGCGGGUGCGCCACGAGCGCGCCGUCUUCCUCUUUGACAAGACCCUCCUCAUCACCAAGCGUCGUGGCGACCACUACAUCUACAAGAGCCACAUCCCGUGCUCCUCGCUGAUGCUGAUUGAGAGCACGCGGGACUCCCUCUGCUUCAGCCUGGCUCACUACAAGCACAGCAAACAGCAGCACAGCCUGCAGGCCAAAAGCGUGGAGGAGAAGCGUGUGUGGACUCACCAUAUUAAGCGGCUGAUCCUGGAGAACCACCAUGCCAUCAUACCCCAGAAGGCUAAGGAAGCCAUCCUGGAGAUGGACUUGUUCCAUCCCCCGCGCCUGCCCCGCUGCAGCCCCGAGCGCCUGAAGAAGAGCUGGUCCUGCCAGCCCCUGGAUGACACGGCUGCCGAGCUGCGCCAGGGCCGCCGGCAGUCUGAGCCCUUCCAGCACCAGGACCACGUGGAGACGCUGCCAGACCAGCAGCACAGGCACAUGGGGCGCAGGCAGUCAGAGCCUGCCAAGCAGAUCCUGCGGCAGCUGGGUGAACAAGGGCUCAAGGUAAGGCCGGGGAGCAGGGUGGGUUGCGGUGCCCAGUGUCCCCCAGCCCUGGCACGCUACUUGCCAGGGGGGCACGGGGUGCUGAGCCCAGUGCUCGCCCCUGAGUAGCACGCUGGCAGCGAUGGGGCUCUCCUGGAGGUGGGGGAGCCCCCCGAGCACCCCAGCGCCUGGGUGGCAGCUGAGGACGUGGUGGAGGAAGAAGAGGAGGAGGAGGCUUUGGGCAAGGACUUCCAGGAGGAGCUGCCUGGGGCCGGGGACCUGCCAGUGGAACCCCAGGAGGAGCAGACUGAGGGGCACCCACCGGUGCCAGAGGUACCCAAGCGGCCAAGCAGCUGGGGGCCGGGGAGCUGCGAGAAGGUCAGUGCGGCUCUGCAGCCCUUGCCCGGGGGUCCCAGGGGACCCAGCACCCACCCACCCACCCCUCCGCAGGCUGGCAGCGCUGUGGAGCACCCCAAGGGGCCGGGGGCACCCGAAACCCCAUCCUUGGAGGGGACCCCAGCACCAGUGCUGCCUGGCGGGGAGGGGGAACCAGACCGCGCUGCGGAGGAUUUGCAGGGGCUGAGCAGUGAGGAGGAGGAGGAAGAAGAAGAAGAAGAAGGAGCUGCCAGUAGUAUCCUGCCACCAUCAGUGCUGGACCAGGCCAGCGUCAUCGCCGAGCGCUUUGGUGGCGGCAGCAGCUUCUCCCGCCGCAGCAGCCUGGCGCUGGAGGGGCCGGCGGGGCGGCUGGCCAGCCGCAGCGACAGCAUCCUCAGCCUGGACGGUGGCCCCCCGCUUGAGGCCGUGGAGCCCGGGGGGUCCCGCAGCACCAUCCCCUCGCCCGAGCCCCUCACCGGAACCCGCCGGGAGUCGCAGCUCUCCAGCCGGGACCGCCUGCUUCUCGACAAGAUCAAGAGCUAUUACGGCCACGCUGAGAACCGGGAUGCCAGCUUCAGCGUCUGCCGCCGUGAGAGCCUCUCCUUCAUCCCUAAGGGGCUGGUGCGAAGCUCCGUCUCCCGUCUCAACGGCCUCCCCCGGCCCCCGGCGAGCCCCGAGCCCCCCGCCCAGCCAGCGCCAGGGGAGCCCGAGGUGCCACCAGAGGAGCCGUGCCGGGAGAACGGGCUGCAGCCCCCCGAGCCACUGCUCAUCUUGGAGGAGGACGACCUGGGUGCCGUGGGCGAGGGGCCGCCGGCCGGGCCACCACCGCGGCUGCUGCUGACCCCCCCCCAGCACCCCGGCACCAAGGUGUACCAGCUGGCGCGGCAGUACAGCCUCCGCAUCAAAAGCCACCGCGCCAGAGCCCGAUGUGCCCCGGCGCAGCGAGAGGAGGGGGACCCAUGCACCGGCACCCCCCCAGUGGCUGUGCCACAGGGCAGGGGACCAGCGGUGUUGCCCUCCCCGGGCACCCCCCGCAGUCCCCCAAGCCCUGGCAGUGCUGAACCCUUCACCUGGCCCGACGUGCGGGAGCUUCGUGCCCGUUUCGGCGCCCCGCGGCCCCCGCCAGUGAGCCGCAGCCGCUCGGCGCCCGAGGGGCCGUGCCGGGGUGGCCGGCCGGUUGAGAAGGAGCGGGGCAGUGGCCGGAGCCGGAGCGCUGAGGCAGGCGGGGGGUCCAGCACCCCUCGGCCGGCACCGGCGCGGCAUGGCAGCGAUGGGGCUCUGUGGGUGGCUGCAGAGGCGUCCCUGGGCCCUGGGCAGCAGGUGCUGGUGCUGGAGCGGCUGCCGGCCCCUGCCGAGCCCCACGCCUACGUGCAGAUCCGUUCGCCCACCACCCGGGAGAAGAUCUGCUUGAAGGCGGUAGUGGAACGUUGCAAAGCCUACCAGGCCUCCGAGGAGUACCGGCGACGCUGCCCCGAGCCCCCCGACACCCCUGAGCCCCCCCGCCCCGGCCUCGUCAGGGACCUGCGGCAGAAAUUUCAGACCCUCGACGCUGCCAGCUAGGUGGGCGAUGGGGAGAAGGGGCAUCCCGCAGCCCGCUGGGGGAAGGAGCACCCCAUGGACCCCCAACCUGUCUGGAAGCAGGGGCACCCUAUGGACCUCUAACUCACCCAGGAGAAGGAGCCCCCUCCAAUCUACCUAGAAGAAAGGGCAACCUGUGGACUCCCAGCUCACCUGGCAGAAGGGGCAUUUUGGGGACCCCCCACAAUCUGCCCAGGAGAAGGGGCACCCUAUGGAAGAAGGGGCAGCCCCAUGAACCUCCAACCUGCUCGGAAGCAGAGGCACCCUAUGGCCCCCCUAGCGCCCAGCACUGAGCCUGGCUCGCUUUCACAUCUUUAUUAGAAAAAAAAAAAAAAAAAACCAAAAAAACACCAAACUG
Molecule: messenger RNA, 3830 nt
Organism: Phalacrocorax carbo (great cormorant)
Lineage: Eukaryota; Metazoa; Chordata; Aves; Suliformes; Phalacrocoracidae
Source: RefSeq, a predicted model, not a curated record